Rhodotorula graminis WP1 is the source of this 2366-nucleotide messenger RNA. RefSeq lists its product as uncharacterized. Gene Ontology annotation, biological process: error-prone translesion synthesis. The coding region runs from base 1 to 2259 and encodes 752 amino acids. Gene Ontology annotation, molecular function: damaged DNA binding; DNA-directed DNA polymerase activity. Lineage: Eukaryota; Fungi; Basidiomycota; Microbotryomycetes; Sporidiobolales; Sporidiobolaceae. Gene Ontology annotation, cellular component: nucleus. The transcript has 8 exons. The record is from RefSeq and is a predicted model, not a curated record.
AUGACGCACCCGGCACCGCCAGCGCCACAGCCAGGGCCCAGCCAGCCCAAGCAGAGCAUGCUCAAGCGCAUGGGCGGGCCGAGCGACCUCAAGGCCGGCGUCGGUCGUGGAGGAGCGCGCACCGCCGACGAGAUCGCUCAAAUCACCUACGACGAGUCCAAGGAUUCCACAUUCUUCAAGGACCAGAAGCGCCGCGACGAUGCCGUGCAGGUCAAGGUCGAGCGGCUCCAGGGCCACCUCGAGCGCGAGCUCCUCACGGCGAGCGGCGACGAGGAGGCCAGGGUCGACGCCAUCAUUGCCGAGCUCGAGCAGAAGCGCGACCUGUCGCGCGUCAUUGCCCUCAUCGACGCCGACAUGUUCUACGGCGCGUGCCACGUCCGCAAGGACCCGUCGCUCAAGGGCAAGGCGUUCGGCGUCGGCGGCGGCAUGCUCACGACGGCGAGCUACGAGGCCCGCGCCUACGGGUGCAGGUCGGCAAUGCCGCUGUUUAUCGCCAAGAAGCUCUGCCCGCACAUCAUCUCGCUCACCCUCGAGCCCGACCUGUACGUCCAGGCGUCGCGCGAGAUCUUUGCCGUCCUCGCCAAGUACGGCACGAUCGCGCCUGCGAGCCUCGACGAAGCCUACGUCGACCUCACCAACUACUGCGCCAACGAGCGCGUCACGCCGACCGAGGCCAUCACGCGCCUGCGCGCCGAGGUCGAGACGACGACGGGCCUGACCGUGUCAGCCGGCGUCUCGCCCAACAAGGCGCUGUCGAAAAUCGCGGCCGACGUCAACAAGCCCGACGGGCAGUUCGUCAUCGACCCGACGCGCGAGGCGUGCAUGCAGUUCAUCGAGAAGCAGCGCCUGCGCAAGUGCUACGGCAUCGGUCGCGUCACCGAGACGCUCCUCAACGGGCUCGGGCUCGAGACGGUCGGCGACAUCUUCCGGGACCGCGCCAAGCUGUACCUCGUCAGGCACCACCUCGGCCAGUCGGCGACGUUCCGCUUCCUGUUGAGCCUGUGGCUCGGCCUCGGCUCGAACCGGGUCAAGCGCGCCAAGCGCGGCGACCGCAAGACGUACGGCGUCGAGAAGACGUUCCACGCGAGCUCCAACCCCGACAAGCUCGACGACAUCAUCCGCCACGUCGCCAAGUCGCUCCACAAGGACCUCAAGCGCUCGGGCUUCUCGGGCCGCACCGUCACGCUCCGCAUCAAGCACGCCAACUUCGAGUCGGUCACGCGCGCCAAGACGCAGGGCAAGAACAUCUACGUGCACGAGUACAAGGACCUCGUCGAGCUCGGAAUCGGGCUCCUCCACAAGGAGCGCGCCGACCGCGCCAAGGCGAUCAAGGAGGGCCGGCCGGUCAAGGGCGGCAACAACCCGGUCCUCAACGUCCGCCUGCUCGGCCUGCGGGUUGGCAACCUGCGCGACGAGAGGGCGCUCGCCAAGACCAAGAAGCUCGACGGUUACUUCACGCGCUCGCCCCGCCGCACGCCCGACAACGACCUCCAGAGCGACUCGGACGACGCAGACGUCAACCGCGAGGACGAGUUCGAGUCCGAGGACGACUACGACGACGACGACCCCGAGGCCGACCCGGGCAAGCGUGCGCUCAACGCCGUCAUCCGCGAGGCGGCGCUCGACCCAUUCGCCAACGAGGGCGAGGGCGAGGGCCAGGGCGGCGACAACAAGAAGGACAAGGGCGACGGCGCGGCGUUCGGCGGCGCGAGCGGCAGCAACAGCGGCAGCUGGAUGUGCCUCGACGAGUACGACGAGGACGCCGACGACGAGGCGGGCGAGGUGCGCGGUCGGUUCGGCGUGCACCGCAAGGCGACUGCGAGCACCUCGUCAACGCGCCGCCGCCCGUCGCCGUCGAGCUCGUCGACGGUCAAGCAGGGCGCGUCGUCGCCGUCGUCGAACAAGCGCCGCUCGCCGUCGGUCGAGGACUUUGUCGGGCUCGGCGGCGACGCGCACACGGGCAAGAACAAGAAGGUCAAGCGCGAGCAGGACGAGGACGUCAAGCACUCGAGCGGCAGCAACGAGAUGACCUGCCCCGUGUGCGACAAAGUCUAUACGGGCAGCGUGGCGGCCAUGACGGGCCAUGUCGCGCAGCACCUGGUCGCCGAGGACGAGGUCGAGGUCAGGACCAAGGCCAAGGCCAAGGUCAAGAAGGAGCGGUCGCCGGUCAACAUCUUCAGCGUCGCCGCCGGGAGCGGCAGCAGGAGGACCAAGGCGGCGGUCAAGGGCGAGAAGGGCCGCAAGGGGAAGAAGAAGUGAGGCGGGCUCGAGGAGGAGGAGGAGGUGCGGGCGAGGUCGCCUUUUUUCUGUGUCGUCUGUGUUGCUGUAGAACCGCUUGCCGCUUUGUCAUGCUUCUUCGAGUCUCU